AAUUGAUAUGCGUAAAUCUGGAAAUUAUACAUUAACAACUAUAAAAUUUUUCAAAGAAACCACUUUAGCACUCCAAAAAAAAAGAUAUGAAAGAGAAGCUAAUCAAUAUGAUGUAAAUUCAAUGUAUAUAUUUGAAAUGAUAAAAAAAGAUGCAUCAUGGCCAAUUGUACUAGCAACAAUAGAAGGAAAUCCUCCAAAGAAAAGUCUUCAAUAUACGAGAUAUUUACGUUAUAAUUCACAUAAAAUUUACACACAUUAUGAUUUAAAAUAUGCGCGAAAAAAUGGAUUGAAAGUAACAUUAAUGAAUAUAUCACCAAAUAUGCUUAUUUACGAAAGAAAUGUAUGUAUAACAGGAAAAGACAUGUUUGGUGAAUGGGGUAAUAUAUUAUACAAAAUUAAAAAAGAAGGUGGAAUAGAAGGAAAAGUUAGUAAAGCAUUAUUAGUUUUAUUAUGGCGUGCAUUAUGUGAGCAAAGAAAUGGACAAAAUUAUGGUUUACACCUACGAAUAAAACCAUUCUUAUUAGCAUCUGCACGAAAAAGAAUAUCAGAAAUUGAGAAGCCACUAGGAGAUCAAGUAAAAUAUAUAUAUACAGAUGGCAUUAUUAUAGCUGGAAAAGUAGAACUUAAAACGGGAAUAGAAAUGGGUGAGCUAAAAUUUGAGAAAAAUGGAGUUUGUGUAGUAAAAAAUUGUAUAUCAAUUACAUGGAAACCGUCAUAUCCAGAAAUUCCAAAUUUGAUUAUUUUCAAAGAAAAUGAGCUUCGCUCUACAAAUAGUUUACCAGAUUUUGAGAAAAUACAACAAGAUAAAGAGCAGAAUACAAAAUUAGAUACAGAGUAUCCUGUCUCACAGACAGUAAAAAGAAAACCAUUAAAAAGAUCUGAUAUAAAUCUUCCAAAUGAAAUUAUAAUAGAAAUAUUUCAACAUUUACGAACACAAAAUAAUAUAUUAAACACAAA
Racocetra persica is the source of this 957-nucleotide messenger RNA. The record is from the annotation of a GenBank genome assembly. Lineage: Eukaryota; Fungi; Glomeromycota; Glomeromycetes; Diversisporales; Gigasporaceae.